This is a messenger RNA of Parus major (Great Tit), 1946 nucleotides long. RefSeq names its product DNA polymerase epsilon 3, accessory subunit (gene POLE3). The record is from RefSeq and is a predicted model, not a curated record. Gene Ontology annotation, biological process: heterochromatin formation; leading strand elongation; DNA damage response. Bases 38 to 469 code for a protein of 143 amino acids. The transcript is spliced from 5 exons. Lineage: Eukaryota; Metazoa; Chordata; Aves; Passeriformes; Paridae. Gene Ontology annotation, molecular function: protein heterodimerization activity; chromatin DNA binding. Gene Ontology annotation, cellular component: CHRAC; epsilon DNA polymerase complex.
CCGGGAGCGGGGCGGAGCGCGGGCUGGGAGGCCCAGGAUGGCGGAGAGACCGGAGGACCUGAACCUGCCCAACGCCGUCAUCACCCGCAUCAUCAAGGAGGCGCUUCCUGAUGGAGUCAAUAUUUCCAAAGAAGCCCGGAGCGCGAUCUCCCGAGCAGCGAGCGUGUUUGUGCUGUAUGCAACAUCAUGUGCAAAUAACUUUGCCAUGAAGGGGAAGAGGAAAACCCUGAAUGCUGGGGACGUGCUCUCUGCCAUGGAGGAGAUGGAGUUCCAGAGAUUCGUGGCCCCUCUGAAGGAAUCCCUGGAAGUUUACAGGCGUGAGCAGAAAGGAAAGAAAGAGGCCAGGAAAGAUAAAGACAAGAAGGCGGACUCGGAGGAGCAAGAUAAGAGCCGAGAGGAGGACAAUGAUGACGAUGAUGAAAGGAUGGAAGAGGAAGAACAAAAUGAUGAGGAUGAGGUGGACAACUGAGCUGGCUCCUGGGCAGGGGCUGGGGUGUGCUCAGAGGGGUAUAAACGCUGUAAAUCAACCUUGCUGUGUCCCCUCAUGUUUCCAUUGGAGCUUUGUGCUGCCCCUCUGUGGCCUGUCCCUUCUGGCCUGUCAUUUGUACAUAAAGGACUCGUGCUGAAGCUUUUCCUGUGGAGGGUGGCUUCUCCCUGUGCCUGGGGGGCUUUGGGCAGGCACUGCCUGGGCUUUCAAUGCUGGGCUGGCUCUGAAAGAGAGGAAAAAAGAACUGGUGGGUGCACUAUGCAGAAACUGGUCAGGAGAACAUGAGACUGUUGAAUAUGAGGGGCUGAAUGCAGUAGAUGAUUCACAGAUCACUUCUGGGGUGUAGAAUGUAGGGGAUGAUGUCCAGAGGUGUGGAAGGUGUACAUUGCAGCUUUUGAUCCAAGUGAGUUGUUUUUUUCCCUUUGUUUCUUUGCAUCCUGGCUGUGCCUUCUCUCCCUGCUGUUCUGUGGGGGUGAUGCUGUGUCCAGCAGCAGCACUGUACAGGGACCCUGAGCUCACUGACUCACCCAAACUAACCCAAACCCGAAAAACACGCAGUGCUGAGGGUGUAAACUGUACACUGAAAGUGUCUUUGAGAGCCCUGAGAGACAAAGAGGAGAUUGAUUUAAAAUCUGAAGCACAAUGAGGGGCUGGAAAGAGGAGCAGGGCUGAAAGCAGGUGGCUUUGUGCAGUGCUGGGGGUGUGACAGGUCCCGGGUGGCACUGGGGUCUGCUGGUCUCGCCUGUCCCCAUGAGCAGCAGCUCCUGCAGCAAGCUGAGCUGUGGUAGAACAGGGUGGUGAAUCUUGUUUUUUCCCCCUUUUCCCAACUGGAAUGAGCUAAUUCCAGCCAAGGUCCUUCUGUAGCCUUCACUGGUCAUUCCAGGGACACAGAUGCCUCUGGGAGAGCAGGGGUGCCCACCCAGGGAGCCCAUGUGGUUUCAAAAAAGGCUCCUGCAAGAAAGAAGGGUUGACAGAAGCUGUUGGUGUCCCUUGUGCUAGUGUAGGUCUGUACUUUUCCACUUGGACCCGUAGUUAUGGUGCCUUUCUCCCUCAGCAAGUUUUAGGUGCAUUUAAACCCCCCCAGUUUUGAUGAUGUGCAGUUUUAGAAUAGCACUUGUGAGGAAUCCUGGAUCCUUUCCACCAAUAAAUGGUGGCAGCUACCCACAGGAGCCACCCUGCCUUGCUGCUUUUCUGGCACGCUGGAUUUUCACACACACACAAGCCCAGCUUCUGAAAAGAACUGAACCAACACAGAUUUUCUGCUGUCUAGUUUCUGCUGGUGUUCAGUCAGGCUGUGGAAAUCCUGAGCUGAUGAUGUGUUCCAAAUACCUCUGAUCCAAACACCCCCCUUCCAGCUCUUUUCCUCUCUUUUUUUUUUUUUCUCUUCAGCACAUAUCUGGGGUGCAUAUUCCAGAAGGGAACAAGAUUUAAAUAAAAGCCAGAUUUUUUUUUACAGAAA